Oncorhynchus gorbuscha (pink salmon) is the source of this 834-nucleotide messenger RNA. Its product is annotated as protein chibby homolog 1-like. NCBI's taxonomy places the organism in Eukaryota, Metazoa, Chordata, Actinopteri, Salmoniformes, Salmonidae. The record is from RefSeq and is a predicted model, not a curated record.
GCUAACCAAAGAUAACGAAUUAGCUAGAUCAAUAAAAGCGUUGUACAGUCAUUUAGCUAACUAUUUUAAUAUAGGAUUAAAUAAACGACGAAGAUAGUGGCGUAAUAUUGUUGCUGUUGGUAAUCUUAGUUUGCAAUGCUAUGCUAACUUUAGCUAGCUACGUAGCUAACGUUAUUUGACUAUUAUUUCCAAAGCUGCAAAAUAAGAAGUUACCAAUCUAACAUUAAUCCUCUACAAUAUAUAUUUGUCUCACAAUAUAUAACGCAGCUGAUGACGAAGAUGCUGCUUUUUGGCAACACCUUCUGUCCAAAUAAUAACCAUCGCAAGUUUGUUUCUGUCUUAAAUCUGCACACGUUGGAUUGGUCUACGAGGGAAAUAGAGUUGGGUCUUGAGUAUGGAGCUCCUGUUAUGAACAUUGGGGGCCAUAGCUCGACAUUUGAAGACGGACAAUGGAUUGCUGAAUCUGAAGGGAAUGUAUCUGGGAAGGAGCGCAGACUGAAAAAUAGCAACCUAUAGCUUGAAAAGGAGAACAACCUACUCGGGCUGAAGAUUGACCUCCUGUUGGACAUGUUGUCAGAAACCACUGCAGAGUAUCACCUGAUGGAGAAGGAGCUGGAAAAGAUGAAGAUUCACAGUCGAAGGAAGAAGUGAUGAAUAGAAAAUGACAGACAGGUUCCCAGUGAUACCUGAAAAUGAAGAAGGGAAUAGAUAAAGGAUCGUGAGUGUUAGUGACCAAUUAAUUGUAUUUGAUUUAUUUUACCUUUAUUUAACCAGGAAAGUCAGUUAAGAACAAAUUCUUAAUUUUUUAAAACCUUUAUUUAACUAAACAAGUCA